This is a messenger RNA of Moneuplotes crassus, 324 nucleotides long. Lineage: Eukaryota; Ciliophora; Spirotrichea; Euplotida; Euplotidae. The record is from the annotation of a GenBank genome assembly.
AUGUCAUUAAGCAAAACCAUAGUUACUGAAGGAAACGGAGAAAGUCCACCAUCUGGCUCUACUGUCUACGUUCACUACAUCGGAACCCUCAAUGAUGGUACAAAGUUCGACUCCUCAAGAGACAGAGGAGAGAAGUUCUCAUUUGUACUCGGUGCAGGACAAGUUAUCAAAGGAUGGGAUGAAGGAGUAGCCUCAAUGACUAAAGGUGAGAGAGCAACUCUCGUCUGUCCUCCAGAUUACGCUUACGGUGCUUCCGGAAUCCCAGGAGUCAUUCCACCAUCAGCUACCCUCAACUUCGAUGUUGAACUCUUCGACUGGGCAUAA